Molecule: messenger RNA, 1695 nt
Organism: Pipistrellus nathusii (Nathusius's pipistrelle)
Lineage: Eukaryota; Metazoa; Chordata; Mammalia; Chiroptera; Vespertilionidae
Source: the annotation of a GenBank genome assembly
AUGGAGGACUCGGACGCGGCCGCCAAGCAGCUGGGCCUGGCCGAGGCGGCGGCGGUGGCGGCCGCGGCCGCUGUGGCGGCGGCGGCCGCGGCCGCGGCGGGGAGCGAGGCGGACGAGCCGGUGCUCCGCAGGGACGAGGACUCGGAGGAGGACGGGGACGCGCAGGCGGAGCGCGAGACGCGGCGGGUGACGGCCGUGGCGGUGAUGGCCGCCGAGCCCCGGCACAUGGACAUGGGCGCCGAGGCCCUGCCCGGCCCCGACGAGGCUGCUGCGGCCGCCGCCUUCGCAGAGGUGACCACCGUGACGGUGGCCAAUGUGGGCGCCUCGGCGGACAACGUCUUCACCACCUCAGUGGCCAACGCCGCCUCGCUCUCCGGCCACGUGCUGUCCGGCAGGACCGCCCUGCAGAUCGGUGACAGCCUGAACCCCGAAAAGGCCACGCUGAUCGUGGUGCACACGGACGGGAGCAUCGUGGAGACUGCGGGGCUGAAGGGGCCGGCCGCCCCGCUCACCCCAGGUCCGCAGUCGCCUCCCACGCCCCUGGCGCCCGGGCAGGAGAAGGGGGGCAGCAAGUACAACUGGGACCCGUCGGUGUACGACAGCGAGCUGCCUGUGCGCUGCCGUAACAUCAGCGGCACGCUCUACAAGAACCGGCUGGGCUCAGGCGGCCGGGGCCGGUGCAUCAAGCAGGGGGAGAACUGGUACAGCCCCACGGAGUUCGAGGCCAUGGCCGGGAGGGCCAGCAGCAAGGACUGGAAGCGGAGCAUCCGCUACGCAGGCCGGCCGCUGCAGUGCCUGAUCCAGGACGGGAUCCUGAACCCCCACGCGGCCUCCUGCACCUGCGCCGCCUGCUGCGACGACAUGACCUUGAGCGGCCCCGUCCGGCUCUUCGUCCCCUACAAGCGGCGCAAGAAGGAGAACGAGCUGCCCGCCGCCCCGGGCAAGAAGGAGGCCCCCAAGAACAUCACGCUGCUCCCCGCCACGGCCGCCACCGCCUUCACUGUGACCCCCUCAGGACAGAUCACUACCUCUGGCGCGCUGACCUUCGACCGGGCGUCCACUGUGGAGGCCACGGCCGUCAUCUCCGAGAGCCCGGCCCAGGGGGACGUGUUCGCGGGAGCCACAGUGCAAGAGGCCAGCGUGCAGCCCCCGUGCCGGGUGGGCCAUGCGGAGCCCCACUACCCCGGCUACCAGGACAGCUGCCAGGUGGCACCCUUCCCGGAAGCCGCGUUGCCGACCGCGCACCCCAAAAUAGUGCUGACCUCCCUGCCGGCCCUGGCCGUGCCGCCCUCCCACCCCGCCAAGGCCGUCUCGCCCGCCAUGGUCAACGGGCUGGAGCUGUCGGAGCCGCGGAGCUGGCUGUACCUGGAGGAGAUGGUCAACUCCCUGCUCAGCACGGCCCAGCAGCUGAAGGCGCUGUUUGAGCAAGCCAAGCAGGCCAGCUCCUACCGCGAGGCCGCGGCCGCCCAGGCCCGGGCGCAGGACGCCGAGCGCAAGGAGCAGUCCUGUGUCAACUGCGGCCGGGAGGCCCUGAGCGAGUGCACCGGCUGCCACAAGGUCAACUACUGCUCCACCUUCUGCCAGCGCAAGGACUGGAAGGACCACCAGCACAUGUGCGGGCAGGCGGCGUCAGUCACCGUGCAGGGGGACGACGUGCAGGUCGCCGAGGGCGUGAUGGAGAAGGUCGCCGUGUGA